AUGACUGCUCCUGCUGCAGGCACAGGCAGUGGGAAAGAUGAGGUUGAAUGGAGAGAUCGACCUGAAGGGUAUAUCAACAGGUUCUCCUCGUCGAAAACAUGGGAACAGAUCAGAUUGCAUAAGGAGAAGCAGAGUUGGAGUAAGGUCGUUUGGUUUGCGCAGGGAGUACCCCGGUUUGCGUUUAUCACUUGGCUAGCAGUUCGUGAUAGGCUAUUUACAGGAACGCGAAUGGGUCAAUGGGACGUGGUACAAAGCUGCUUGUUCUAUGGCGAGCCAAACGAGUCAAGAGACCAUCUCUUCUUCGCUUGUCCGUACACAUUCACUGUGUGGUUAGCAGUCGUAGGAGACCUCUUGCUAGCGGAGGCUGAUCCAGAUUGGGAGACAACGCUUGCUCAGUUAGUGGAACUCCGAUACGAGAAGCUGGACUAUAUCCUGUUGAGAAUGGUGUUUCAGACUGCAAUUUAUUACAUAUGGAAGGAGAGAAAUGACAUAAGACAUAUGGGGAGGCCAAAAACAGUGGACUUAGCUCUCCAAACUCAUUGA
Brassica napus (rape) is the source of this 543-nucleotide messenger RNA. RefSeq lists its product as uncharacterized. NCBI's taxonomy places the organism in Eukaryota, Viridiplantae, Streptophyta, Magnoliopsida, Brassicales, Brassicaceae. Bases 1 to 543 code for a protein of 180 amino acids. The record is from RefSeq and is a predicted model, not a curated record. The transcript has a single exon.